Molecule: messenger RNA, 2700 nt
Organism: Prunus avium (sweet cherry)
Lineage: Eukaryota; Viridiplantae; Streptophyta; Magnoliopsida; Rosales; Rosaceae
Source: RefSeq, a predicted model, not a curated record
CGGACAAGACCAAACCUUGUCCAUCUCAUCUCUCUUGCAUGCGGCGGAGCAACCAAGAAACCAAGAAGAGAUACUCUUGUGCCAACUUGGACACCCAAAACUAUAAACUACCACCCACUUUUGUUUGGGUUGAUUGAAACAAGCCAGCCAUGGAAGUGAUCACUACAUACUAAGAGAAGAGAAUUCAGCGCCCAACAAAAAUAAAUAUAUAAAUUCUAAACUGUAUCGACCAAGCUUCACAUAUAUAAGAUAUAUAUACAGCUCUACGGUCAUCAGUUUAAUUUGAGAUCAAACAUGAAGACGAGAAGCAAAAUUCAAGAGCAGCACUCGUCUGUGUUGUCAUCACUUAUUAUUAUGAUUAUUGUGGGUAUAGGUGUAAUUAGGAGAUGCAAUGGCGAAGGGUAUUUGAUUGGAGUGGGAAGCUAUGACAUGACUGGGCCAGCAGCAGGGGUGAACAUGAUGGGUUAUGCCAACAUGGACCAGUCGACUGCCGGUGUACAUUUCCGACUCAGGGCAAGGACCUUCAUCGUCGCGGAGAGUUCCCAAGGUCCGAGGUUUGCCUUUGUUAAUCUUGACGCUGGGAUGGCUUCACAACUCGUUAACAUUAAAGUGCUGGACAAACUCAAAUCAAGGUUUGGAGAUUUGUAUACGGAAGAAAAUGUGGCGAUUAGUGGGAUUCACACUCACGCUGGACCAGGGGGUUAUCUGCAGUAUCUGGUUUACUCUAUAACAUCUUUGGGGUUUGUCCAACAAUCCUUCGAUGCCAUUGUGAACGCAAUUGAGCAGAGCAUUGUUCAGGCUCAUCACAACCUCAAGCCUGGUUCUGUUUUCAUCAACAAAGGGGAUGUGGUAAACGCGGGAAUAAACAGGAGCCCAAGUGCUUAUCUGCUAAACCCGGCGGAGGAGAGAGCCAGGUAUCCAAGCAACGUGGACACCCUCAUGACUCUGUUGAAGUUUGUGGAUGAUGCAAGCGGGAACAGCGUUGGAGCCUUCAGCUGGUUUGCCACCCACGGAACCUCCAUGAGCAAAAACAACCUCCUCAUCAGUGGAGACAACAAAGGUGCUGCUGCUCGAUUCUUCGAGGACAGGUUCUCCUCUUCCUCUUCGUCUACUACAAGCUACAACUCCUCCUCUACCACACCAGCUGAUAGUAGCGCGUUACUAUUAUCACUAGUAAAGAAGGCACAAAGCAUGAAAGCCACGGGAGGAAAGCUCUGCGGUAAAACAAGCAGCCGAAAGUCUAAGGUGAGGAAGAACAACGGGUCGCUGUUCGUGGGAGCUUUUUGCCAAUCAAAUGUUGGGGAUGUGACCCCAAACGUGCUUGGAGCUUUUUGCACCGAUUCUGGAAGACCCUGCGACUUCAAUCACUCCUCCUGUCAUGGGAACGACCUGCUUUGCCUGGGCCGUGGACCUGGCUACCCAGAUGAAAUACUCAGCACCAAAAUUAUAGGGGAGAGACAAUUUCAAAAGGCCGCUCAUCUAUUCACGACGGCUACACAGCAACUCACCGGGACUAUUGACUAUCGCCACGUGUACCUCAACUUCACCGAUAUUGAGGUUGAAUUAUUAGAUGGAAACAAGAAAGUUAAAACAUGCCCCGCUGCGCUCGGUCCUGGUUUUGCCGCCGGGACUACAGAUGGACCCGGUGCCUUCGGCUUCCAGCAAGGCGAUACAAAGAUCAAUGAGAUGUGGAGAAAACUGAGGGAUUCUCUAAAAAAACCUACCCCAUAUCAAGUCGACUGCCAAAAGCCCAAGACAGUUCUGCUCGACACUGGCGAAAUGUUUGUACCUUAUGCAUGGGCGCCUGCAGUCCUUCCUAUUCAAAUGCUCAGGUUGGGGAAGCUGAUCAUACUUUCUGUCCCAGGAGAAUUCACCACAAUGGCGGGCCGGCGGCUAAGGGAAGCAGUCAAGGAGACAUUGAUAAGUAACAGCAAUGGUGAAUUUGAUGACGAAACCCACAUUGUAAUAGCAGGCCUCACAAAUACUUAUUCCCAAUAUAUUGCAACUUUUGAGGAAUACACGCAACAGCGAUAUGAGGCUGCUUCCACUCUCUAUGGUCCUCACACGUUAUCAGCAUACAUCCAAGAAUUUGAGAAAUUAGCCAAAGCAAUGGCGAAGGGAGAAAAAAUCACUAAAGGUCCCUCACCACCAGAUCUUUCCUCUCUUGUUGAAGUCACUGGUAAGGGCAGCCUUGUGGUUGAAACCAAAAUGGGGAAAAAGUAUAUCAAAGAAGUUAUGCUUGUGCCUGGUUUGAAAGAAAACUUACUGAGUGUGGGCCAGAUGAUAGAGCAUGGUUAUUACUUGGUGUUUGGAGAUCACAAGGUGGAGAUUUACAAUGACAGUUCUUAUUCCAAUUUGAUUGCAAGGAUACAAAUGAGAGGAAAUCGAAGUUUCCCAAUCAAAUUGGAGGCUGAAAUGCAUUUUGCCUAUAAGGCAAGUGUUUGUCACUCUACUGAAAUGUGGCAUAGAAGAUUGGGGCAUCUAAAUAUGAGCAAUCUGAAGUUACUGCAAGAACAGGAAAUGGUUGUGGGAUUGCCAGAAAUUACAGCUGUUACAGAGGUCUGUGAAGGUUGUAUUCUAGGCAAACAGUGCAGAGAGUCAUUUCCAAAGGAAGCCUCUACUAGAGCAUCAACUCCUCUAGAGCUUGUACACAGUGAUAUCUGUGGUCCAAUGCAAACAACUACAAAAGCUGGAAAUUGA